AUGGAUGAACAAACUGGAGUGCAGGAUAUUGCCGUAAUUGGAAUGGCUUGUCGCUUUCCCCAGACUGCAGAGGAUGUCGAGGGUUUCUGGGACACUUUGAUUGCUGGGCGUUCUACGUCAACGGAUUUCCCCCCUGACAAGAUGAACAUCGGUGCCCAUUAUCAUCCAGAUGCGGACCAUGGAGGCAGUAUGGCUUGUCGCGGAGGCCAUUUUUUGUCGGAGAAUGGUCGAUAUUUCGACGCUCCAUUCUUCAGCAUUACCAAGAACGAGGCGAUGGCAAUGGAUCCUCAAGGCCGAGUUCUAAUGGAAAAUGUAUAUCAUGCAAUCGAAAAUGCUGGUCUCACCAUCGGAAAUGUUGCCUCAAACGAUAUCUCUGUCUUUGUCGGUGCGUCCAACAACGAUUUCAAGCAGAUCAUGGGAGCCGAUGAGCAAUCCCUCUGGAAAUAUCUCCCCCUAGGAACGGCUCCUUCUAUUCUUUCUAACCGCAUCAGCUGGUUUUUUGACUUUAAAGGGAGUAGUAUGACAGUUGAUACAGCAUGUUCAAGUAGCUUGGUCGCUUUCCACCUCGGUUGUCAGGACCUUAGGUCCGGGAACUCCAAGAUUGCCAUUGUCAGUGGCGUGAAUCUGCUUGAUGACCCUGACAUGAUGUAUCGCAUGAGCCAUGUGGGAUUCCUAAGCUCUGACAGUAUCUGUCACAGCUUUGACCAUCGUGCCAAUGGAUAUGCUCGUGGUGAGGGAGUCGGUACACUGAUACUCAAAUCUGUUUCGGAUGCCAUUCGAGACGGGGACACUAUCCGGGCAGUGAUCCGAGGAACUGGAUCGAACCAGGAUGGCCACACCCCUGGCAUGUCAGUCCCUAGUUACCAACGUCAAGAGCAGCUCAUACGCAAUGUCUAUGCCAAGUCGGGGCUGAAACUAGAGGAAACUGGCUAUGUGGAGGCUCAUGGUACGGGGACACCGGCUGGUGAUCCGAUCGAGGCUCGCGCGAUGGGGGCCGUUUGGAAGUCACGGAAAGAUUUGAAUCUUCCUCCUUUGGUUAUAGGAGCCGUAAAAUCCGUGAUUGGUCACUUGGAAGGAGCAUCAGGUCUGGCUGGUCUGAUCAAAACCGUCCUUGUUCUGGAGCGAGGUAUAAUACCACCGAAUCUGAACUUCGAGAAAGUAAACCCAAAGAUUCCGGCAGAAGAAUGGCAUCUUCAGUUUCCUCGGGUAGCCAUGCCAUGGCCGGGCCAGGGCUUGCGGCGGGCCUCUAUCAGCUCAUUUGGCGUCGGGGGAACGAAUGCCCACGUCAUCAUGGACGAUGCAUAUCAUUAUCUGCAGUCCCACAACUUAGAGGGGACCCAUUGUACCAUCAGGUCUUCUUCUCAUGUUCUGACUAACAGCCAGAACAAUGGCAUGGAGGUAAAUAUAACGAGCAAUCAUAUGAUAGACCAGCAAGAUGAGAAGCAUAAUGGGUCUCAGGUGAACGUGAUCAAGGAAGAGUCUUUUCCCACAAGGUCCUUCGUCUGGUCAUCCUCUGAUGAAGAAGGCCUGAAGCGAAUUUUCAACCAAUUUCACUCUUGGCUCCGAGGCCGUUCUGGGCUUGUGAAUGAAGAUCAACUUCUCACCAACCUAGCGUGCACUCUAACCGAGAAACGAACACAAUUUUCAUGGCGUUCCUUUACCACCGCUGCCUCCUUCGCGGAACUCCAAGAACAACUGGCGGAGGGUCCCAAGUUUACUCGCCAUGUACGGCCUGGGAAAAUUCCCAUGCUAGUGUUUAUCUUCACCGGGCAGGGGGCUCAAUGGGCUGGAAUGGGGAAGGAACUGCUCAGAUUUCCAGUUUUUCGUGAAAGUUUUGAUGACGCCAAUCGCUACCUGCGUAGCUUAGGUAACAAAUAUGAUAUCAAAGAGGAACUUUUACGAGACGUCGAACAGUCUCAAAUCGACCAACCCGAUCUCAGCCAAGUACUCUCGACGGUGAUUCAGACCAGCCUGGUUGACCUCCUGCGCGAGUGGAAUGUUCGACCAAGCAGAUUGGUUGGGCAUUCUUCAGGAGAAAUUGCCGCUGCCUACUGUGUAGGAGGAUUGAGCCGUGAAUCUGCCUGGAAGGUUGCUUAUUUCCGUGGCAUUGUUGCAUCUAUACUAGUCAAUUCCGGAGGGAGUAUGCUUGCAGUCGGCAUGGGGGAAGAUGCGCUACAGCCCCAUUUAGAGGCAGUACACCAAGAACUGAAAGGAAUUUUAUCCAUUGCAUGCUUCAACAGCCCAACGAAUAUCACUGUUGCGGGAGAUGGGCACAUGGUAGACCUCCUCUCCUUGCGGCUCGGAAGCGAAGGAGUGUUUGCACGCCAGCUAAAGAUUCAGGUGGCAUAUCAUUCUGCGCACAUGAGGCAGGUUGCCGAUGAGUAUCGUCGGCUGAUGGGUGAGUUAUCUGUGGGAAACGAAAUAUGGCCUAACUCCGAGCCUAUUAUGGUGUCCUCCGUCACUGGGAGACCUAUCAAUGCUUCCUCUCUUGCAGAUGCUGAUUACUGGGUGCGCAAUAUGACAUCGCCUGUGCAGUUUCUCUCCGCCGUUGAGUAUCUUAUCAACACUGUUGCUUCGAAAGGCAAACGAACAACCACAGUGGUGGGCGGAGAUCAAAACCCCAUCCUGAAUAUGGUUGAACUGGGUCCUCAUCCUGCUAUGCAAAGUGCAACCAAGGAAAUCGUGGAAGCAAAUCCCACAGCCGCAGGCCGAGUUCCAUAUUAUUGGGCAAUCCAACGCAACACCUCAGCCAUGACGCAGGCACUUGACCUUGCCGGCAAGCUAUUCUGUGAAGGCUACCCUGUAGCCUUCUCUCGAGUCAAUGGAUGCUCUAGUGGAAAAAUGCUAGUUGAUACUCCCCCGUACAGCUUCAACCACACCCGUGAAUAUAAUCCAUUUGGACGGCUGAGCAAAAACUUUCUUUAUCGCCAGAAGCCUCGACAUGAUCUCUUCGGGGCGCCAGUUCGAGACUGGAAUGUAGACGAACCACGGUGGAGGAACUUCCUCCGAGUCCAUGAAAUACCAUGGGUUAAGGACCAUAAGAUCACCGGCCAAUUGAUCUAUCCAGGUGCCGGCUAUGUAGUCAUGGCAAUUGAAGCGGCCAAGACACUGGUCGAUCCAGCGUCCACUGUCAGUGGGUUCCGGCUAAGAGAUGUUGUUUUCAAGACUGUCUUGCAAAUUCCAGAUACAACAGAAGGCGUGGAAACCAUGAUGGCCUUCCGUCGCAAACAGGAGUCAAGUUACAGUACCUCAUCUAUCUGGUUCGAAUUCAAGAUCUCUUCAUACCAAACCAGAUCGGAGGGGUGGAUGGAACACUGUACUGGUUUAGUUGCAGUGGAAUAUGGCGGCAGUAGGAACAAUCCCAUUGUCACGGAUGCCCCAACCGAUGCCAUCAAGCAAAAUUUCGAGGCUCUCAGAAACCGAGCCAGCCAAGAAUGCACUGUUCCUGUUGACAUGGAGAAAAUGAGGGCGGAUCUAAAAUCCCUUGGCAUGGUGUUCGGCCCAACUAUGCAAGGUCUUUCUAGUGCUUUACGAGGUGAUGGAACAGGCCAAGCGUUGGGAAUUGUUCGCAUUCCUGAUGUCCGCGCCAGUAUGCCUUAUGAGACAAUGGAGCCGCAUAUUAUGCAUCCGGCAACAAUGGAUGCUUGUACACAACUGUCAUUCGUGACGAUUGGCGACUUGGUCAACCAAGGAACCUUUUCUGACAUCAUGCUGCCACGGUCAAUCAAAGAGCUCUGGUUGGCAUCAGAGAUUGUGAACAAGCCUGGGGCAGAGAUCAAUUGCCACGCUGUGUCCACGAGAAUUUCACAUAAUUCCGUACAUCACGAGAUGACAGCAUGGAGCGCCGGCGCUACAUUGCCAGAAUUCCGCAUUUGGCAAUAUCAAACGGUUGUUUUGGAACGACCCGCGCAUAGAGGCCGCGACUAUCAACAGCCGUGGACUUUGAUGUGGAAACCAUAUGUAAAUUUGAUGGAACCGCAGGAGACGAUAGACUAUCUUCGCCAGGCUUGUGACAACAAUGGAGCCCGCAAGCGUGAGGAGAACGCAAAGGUUUUAUCAAAUGAUUUGGAUCAGGUGGUCGCAAUUCUUGCCCAGAGGGCUCUAUCCGGCAUCCAAGCUCUUAGUGCCUCCUCUUUGCCACCUCACCUCCAAAAGUACCUUGCCUGGCUUCAGGAGAUGCACCACCGUCUGCCAAAGAAUUCGGACUCUUCGGAAAAACAAGAUGAUCUAAUUCAACAUGCUGCUUCCAUCUCCGUGGAGGGCGAGCUGAUAUCAUGUGUAGCAAGCCACCUGGACUUAAUCAUAAAUGGCAAGACUGAUCUUUUCGACAUUCUAUCUCACGACGGCUUGUUGGAACGCUUCUAUGCAGAGAACCAGUCGUCUCAGCGGAUACAAGAGCUACUCCGCGCAUACGGCGAUAUCUAUGGGCAUCAAGCAGGAGAUCUGAAGGUUCUCGAGGUUGGAGCCGGCGACGGUGCAAGUACCAAGGCCUUUCUCCCUAGCCUAGCAGCUAGUCUGUACACUUACACAGACGUAUCGACAACGUUCUUUGCUAAAGCACAAAGGUCUCUCGCUGCAUGGGCAGACUCAAUUGAGUACCGCAAAUUCGAUAUCACACAGGACCCCUCGGAGCAAAACUUUGAGGCGAGCUCAUUCGACCUCAUUCUGGCUGUGGAUGUGGUUCAUGCAGCUCCAGAUGCCAGUUAUGCCUUGCUAAACCUCAAGUCAUUGCUGAAGGAAUCGGGAAGGCUGAUUCUGGUGGAAAUUUGCAAGACGGAUGUUCUCCUUUAUCCACUCAUCUUCGGCCUAAACCCGGGAUGGUGGUGGAGCAAGGAAGAAACCCGUCAAGCCGGCCCUCUGCAGUCGGCUACUUGGUGGUCCGAGACACUCAAAGUAUCAGGCUUCUCUGAAGUUGAAGUCUCUAUUGGCGACUCUGCGACCCCAGCCAUUUCGGAGCGCACUUUGAUGAUUGCUGGUAUUUCUGGCCCAGGUGCGGAUACCAAGCGAGCCGCAGAGAUACAAGCGGCACCAAUGAUUGUGACACCACCUGAACCAUCGCCUCAAGUCAAGGAAAUUGCCGAGACACUUAGUAUGAGUCUGGCCUCGCCGGGGGAUAAAUGUACUAUUGUCGAUAUUCUCGGUGUCACACGUCAUACAGACCUAGGAGGAAAGAUAUGCAUUGUCAUGGAUACACAGGGGGGUAUUCUUUCUCGCAUGAGCAAUGAUCUAAUGAUCAAUCUUCAACAUCUUCUCAAGUCAUGUGGUGGCAUCCUCUGGGUCCGCGAAGACCACCGAUCAGAUCCGAAUGCUGCUCUUAUCACAGGUCUCAUCCGGACUGUUGGCUGGGAGCAGAAUUUUCGUCAACAGAACCUUGUCACAUUGGAAAUCGGUCAUGGACAUAAUGUCCAGCAAGCCAUUCAGCGUAUCCAGAGAAUCUACCAACAUGAAUUUGGGUCAGAAGUCAAGUCUGGUAGCAAAAGGAACAAUCGCAACACUGAGUAUAGGGCUUCCGUCGUCGGCCCCCUCCAGACAAACCGUUUGGUUUUACAGAAAUCCCUGGAUAGUUUCAUGGCCAACAAAUUUGCCACAAUAGCUCCCGAAAGCACACGUUUAGGCGAUUCACCGAAUCGAGUGUUAUCUUUGACAACAGACAGCCCUGGUCUUUUGGAUCGGAUGUAUUUUAAGGACUGCUGUGUCUACACGACUCCACUGAAAGGUGACGAGGUCGAAUACAGAGUGCACGCAACCGGACUGAACUUCCUCGAUGUUAUGUCCGCUAUGGGUGAAGUGCCAGCGAACAGGUUUGGAGGUGAGGCGUCCGGUAUCGUCACGCGAGUUGGUCCGAAUGUAAAGAGGCUGCGCCCUGGGCAACGCAUAGCGGCACUCUCAGUCUGCACUGGCACUUUCCAAACAGUCGCUCGUACCGUGGAAAAUGCAGCUAUCGCCAUACCCGAGACAAUGAGCCUUCAACACGCUGCAGGAUUUCCAAUUGUCUAUGCCACAGUGUUCUACUGUUUGGUGGAGGUUGCACGUUUGAAAAAAGGGGAGACGAUUUUAAUCCAUGCGGCAGCAGGCGGCGUAGGACAGGCAGCUCUGAUGCUCGCUAACCACAUCGGGGCUCGAAUCUUUGCCACCGUUUCUUCUGAAUCCAAGAAGAAGAUUCUGCUCGAGUACGGUGUGCAUGAGGAGCACAUCUUCUAUAGUUGCGACCUUGCUUUCAAGCAGAUGAUCAUGCAACAGACCAAUUACCGUGGGGUAGACGUCGUAUUGAACUCGCUGGCAGGCGAGGCUCUUCGGGCGGCUUUUGAAUGCAUGGCCCCAUGUGGUCGCUUUAUCGAAAUCGGUAAACGCGACUUUAUAACGAAUGGACGGCUUGAUAUGGCACCAUUUCUUCACAGUGUGACCUUUGCCGCCUGCGACCUCAACACCAUCCUACAACAUGACCCCGCUCUGGCAUAUAAACUCCUCCAGGGGGCCAUGGAACUCUGGCAACUUGGUGUCUUCCGACCAACGACUCCGUUCACGACUUUUAAGUACUCCCAGUUGGAAAUGGCGUUCCGUCGGCUCCAGUCUGGUAAACAGAGCGGCAAGGUGGUAUUGACCAUUGAUGAUGACGAUGUUGUCCAGGCUCUUCCCCGGCUCCCCCCGCCAUAUCAAUUCCAUACAGAUGCGACAUAUCUGCUCAGCGGUGGUCUUGGUGGUCUCGGUCGGAGUGCAGCGCGGUGGAUGGCAUCUCGUGGGGCAAAACACUUCCUAUUCCUUUCAAGAUCCGGUGGCUCCAAUGCAGAUGCACAGCUUCUACUCAACGAGUUGAAUGGCGCCGGAUGCGAUGUACAGGUCCUCCAGGUUGAUGUUGGUGACUCGGUUGCCUUGGAUCAAGCGCUUAGAGCUCAUAUGGGAACAAUGCCCCCUAUACGGGGUUGCAUUCAAGGUGCAAUGACUUUGAUGGAUUCUACCUUUGAAACGAUGACAUCGACUGCCUUUGAAGCCAGCGUUAGGGCCAAGGCACGCGGAUCGUGGAACCUCCACGAGGUGCUUCCAAAGGAUCUCGACUUUUUCAUCCUCCUGUCUUCAUGCGCCGGUGUUCUCGGGAACCGUGGCCAGGGGAACUACAACGUAGGUAACACAUUUCAAGACGCCCUAGCCCAUUACCGCCAAUCUCGAGGCCUCAGUGGAACAUCAUUAGACCUAGGUCGUAUGCUUGAUGCUGGUGUGAUUGCCGAACGAAAGGACAAUUUAUUCACAGCAUCCCUCCGAAGCGCAUUCGGGAACCAAUCCGUUUCGCAGGAGGAGUUCCAUGCUCUAUUAGAGUACCAUUGCAAUGCGCAAAACACAGAUGUGUGUCCACAGACUGUAGUUGGACUUUGUACCCGUGAACAGUUCCUUGCAGACAACUUACCAGAGCCUGCCUUCCUGUCCUACCCCCUAUUCACUCAUCUCUGGCGGGUUGGUGGCGCUGCGGGAAGCGAGGGUAGUAAUGGUGACGUCCCGAAAUUUUCAAUCAAGGGGGCCUUAUACAAAGCCCUCUCCCCGGAAGAAACACUCCAGAUUGUGGUUGAAGGCAUCAUUGAGAGAUUGUCCAGCUUGCUGGCUAUAUCUGCGACCGAGGUCGAUCGCGAAAUGGCUCCUUCCAACUAUGGGGUUGACUCCCUUGUAGCUAUUGAGAUUCGAAAUUGGCUAUCAAAGGAGGUAGGUGUUGAGGUUGGAGUGUUGGAUAUUGUAGGCAGUCAGUCGAUUGUCGAUUUAGGGGAGCGGGUGCUCAAAGCUAAGGGUUAA
Molecule: messenger RNA, 7776 nt
Organism: Penicillium griseofulvum
Lineage: Eukaryota; Fungi; Ascomycota; Eurotiomycetes; Eurotiales; Aspergillaceae
Product: type I polyketide synthase
Exons: 7
Coding region: 1-7776 (2591 amino acids)
Biological process (GO): secondary metabolite biosynthetic process; fatty acid biosynthetic process
Molecular function (GO): phosphopantetheine binding; oxidoreductase activity; 3-oxoacyl-[acyl-carrier-protein] synthase activity
Source: RefSeq, a predicted model, not a curated record